GCCUUGGUGAAAUCGGUUUUGCAAUUUGUCGGUUUUUGCGUGAUAUCGUUUUUUGCUUGUCAUCCUGAAGCACGUGACAUUAUUGUUGUCAUUAAACCCAGGCUCCACUACGCGGAAAAUCACACUUUGUUUAUUUUGAGCCUAUAAAGAAGGUGUUUUGCAAGUAGGAACAUUUAAUAAAAAGCCUAUGGAUUGCUUAAUUGCUUUUCCAGGCAAUUUUGUAAGCUGUGAAGUUAAGGUGUUUUCUUAUUGAUUUCUUAAAAGGUAUACAGAGCUUGAAAUUUGAAUAAUGUUCCGACUUGUGCAAUGCUCAAGAGUCGUCGGAAGGAAGCUGAGCACCUGUGCUGUUCCUGUCGGACAGAAUGUGCCCAUUGUACACACACCACAGCUGGCCCAUGUACACAAAGCCUGCAUUCGGCGACUUCUGCACAGCAGCUGCUCUGCAUCUGCCGAACGUGUUGCCGACAAGCCAGAGCCGCUGGUGGUCUACCGAGGUCCGCUGACGGGCCAAAUGAAGCGGCUCAAGGUGUUUUCACUCUUCACUAGUGCGGUCGGCAUGUAUGUGGCUCCCACCGUCAUGGCCGAAAUGGGCAAGGCCGGAAUGGGGAUCGCCAUCAUGAUGGGCUCGGUGAUGGGCAUCUUCACGCUGAUGACGCCCGUGCUGAUUCACCUGGUGGUGCGCAACUACGUCACCCAGCUGACGUACGACCCGAGCUCGGACCGCUACACGGCCAACACCAUCACACUGAUGCUGCGCACGCGACAGGUGGAGUUCAGUCCUGCCGACGUACACGUGCCAGACGUACCCGGGAUGUUCACCACGUUCGUCGCCAAGGGGAAGCCGCUGUUCGCCGACGCCAACCACUUCCAGCCGAUCGAGCACUUUGGCCGCAUCAUGGGCUACGACCGGCCGGUGGACCUGAAGCUCGGCAAGCGGCCCUCGUCGGACCAGGAGCAGCCGCCCGCCUGAUGCCGCCGGUCAGACUCGGUGGGUUUGCGAAUACGUGUCCUAGUCUCAGGCCGCCGCAGUGUGGAGCGGACUGCCAAACACCAGCGCCGCGACCGUGAGUCGGUGAUCGCUGCUCCAGACACCAGCGGUAAAAGACAACGGGCAUGCGGUGCUCAGUUGCCAAGGACGCCAUGCUAUCGUGGCAUGGGCGGCACAGUGACAGUCUGGUGUCUGAGUAUUCUGUAUGUGCGAGUUGUUGGUGUCGUGACUCGUGGGUGCUGUAUUGCCCGCGCUCGGUUGUGUUUCAUAGAAAUGUUUCUACGGAGCGUCUACGGACGGUAUAAUGAACUGGUUGAUUGUGGUGUCAAGUUUGUAUUUAGUACAUACAUAAUGAACAUUGAACAUAUCCCGUAACACAAGCGAUUGUCUGCCGCUGAUACGGGCGUUCGCACGGUGAGGAAGCAAUCCGCACACGCCAGACAGCACGGCACAUAGGGCGCGGGAGCCAGCACAGCACAGCACAGCACAAUGCCAGCAAACAGUCGUAGAGGAUAGCACAGUACAACGUAUGCCGUGCCGUCCACACAGCAUUUCGGUGCGGGACGGUCGUCCUCUAUACAUAUCAGUUGGGGAAACUACGAGGCGAAGAUCCAAAAAUUGAUUGGUCAAUAAAUAGACUUUUGAUGACCAUAUAUGGGCAUAAAAGCAGCCCUCGCUACUACGGAAGAAAAA
Molecule: messenger RNA, 1681 nt
Organism: Amphibalanus amphitrite
Lineage: Eukaryota; Metazoa; Arthropoda; Thecostraca; Balanomorpha; Balanidae
Product: transmembrane protein 70 homolog, mitochondrial-like
Exons: 6
Coding region: 290-970 (226 amino acids)
Biological process (GO): mitochondrial proton-transporting ATP synthase complex assembly
Cellular component (GO): mitochondrial membrane
Source: RefSeq, a predicted model, not a curated record